AUUUACAUGAUGAAGGUCAUGAGAGUUGGAUUAGCACUGGCACUGCUCAUUACAAUAACGGUUCUUACCAUAGUCACUGCACAGCAAGUGGACCAGCAACCACCUCCACCCAUGCUACCCGAGGAAGAAGUGGGAGGAUGCAGCAGAACAUUCUUCUCGUCACUGGUGCAGCUGAUACCGUGCAGAGCAGCAGUGGCUCCUUUCAGCCCUGUCCCACCAACUGAAUCCUGUUGCGCUGCUAUUGUCACACUUGGUCGCCCUUGCCUUUGCCUACUCGCCAAUGGACCUCCACUCUCAGGAAUUGACCGCUCCAUGGCUCUUCAGCUUCCUCUGACGUGCUCUGCUAAUUUCCCUCCUUGCGAUGUCAUUACCUAGGAGUCUAGAAACGAACUAUCAUCUUUCUUUUUUUUUCAUUUACCUUUCACUCUAAUAAAUACACUGUUCAGUCA
This is a messenger RNA of Brassica oleracea var. oleracea, 449 nucleotides long. Its product is annotated as putative lipid-transfer protein DIR1. Gene Ontology annotation, molecular function: fatty acid binding. The record is from RefSeq and is a predicted model, not a curated record. The transcript has a single exon. NCBI's taxonomy places the organism in Eukaryota, Viridiplantae, Streptophyta, Magnoliopsida, Brassicales, Brassicaceae. The coding region runs from base 7 to 375 and encodes 122 amino acids. Gene Ontology annotation, biological process: systemic acquired resistance.